ACUACUAGGAUAGAUUAUGAGCGCUAUUUAGCUAACAGCAAGUGCAAGUACAAGCUAUACUUUAAUCUAUUGCACUCUAAGAUACAUGAGCACAGUGUUAAUAAGUGUAACAUGUACAAUAUAAAAAGAAAGGCUUCUUUAUUAGCAUUAACAGUUGCACUAAAAGGAUAG
Molecule: messenger RNA, 171 nt
Organism: Didymella exigua CBS 183.55
Lineage: Eukaryota; Fungi; Ascomycota; Dothideomycetes; Pleosporales; Didymellaceae
Exons: 1
Source: RefSeq, a predicted model, not a curated record